UCUGAGUCUCCCAGCACCCAGCUUGCCCCCCGGCCCCAGCAAACACACAUCCACCCUUGUUCCAGUGGUUUAAAAUCUGAGCUGGGGAAUGGUGUGCUGAGGACCCUCUGGAGCACACUGUGCCUACCUACCUGGACCUGAAGAGACCCCAAGGCCCACGCCACCAUGGCCAACCCAGUGCAGCCUCAGUUUCAAGACCCAGGCUCCAUCUCACCCCUGGAGCUGCCUGAGAUGGAGAAGCUUCUCACCAAAGUGGAAAACAAGGAUGACAAAGCUCUGGGUCUGUCCAAGUCUCUGUCAGGGGCUCUGGACCUGGAGCAGAACGGCCACAGCCUGCCCUUCAAGGUAAUCUCCGAGGUGCACAGACAGCCCUCCCUCCCUGGCUCCCCUUCCCGGGCCAGCUCUCGGCGGGCAUCCUCUGUUAUCACCAACUCCUAUGCCCAGGACCAAGAAGCUCCCAAAGAUUACCUGAUCCUCGCCAUUGCUUCUUGCUUCUGCCCCGUCUGGCCCCUCAACCUCAUCCCUCUCAUCUUUUCUAUCAUGUCUCGAAGUAGUGUGCAGCAGGGGGACAUGGAUGGGGCACGGAGGCUGGGCCGCCUGGCGCGGCUGCUCAGCAUCACCUUCAUCAUCCUGGGCAUCGUUAUCAUCAUUGUGGCUGUCACUGUCAACUUCACAGUUCCAAAGUAACCGCCGAGCUGUUUCUAGGGGAGGCAGACGCCAGCCAGCUGGAGAGCUUCGAACCCACACAUCCCCACACAUCACAGAGGACAGGAUGGUGGCUGACAAGUCCCCACCUGUUCCCAAGCUCCAAAAGCACAAACUUGCAGGGAAACCUCUACAGCACUCCAUUGUCAGCCCAUGGCAGACGGGAAGGAAAAU
Onychomys torridus (southern grasshopper mouse) is the source of this 879-nucleotide messenger RNA. RefSeq names its product trafficking regulator of GLUT4 (SLC2A4) 1 (gene Trarg1). Gene Ontology annotation, cellular component: membrane. The coding region runs from base 166 to 687 and encodes 173 amino acids. The record is from RefSeq and is a predicted model, not a curated record. The transcript has 3 exons. NCBI's taxonomy places the organism in Eukaryota, Metazoa, Chordata, Mammalia, Rodentia, Cricetidae.